CCAGAGCAUCAAUAUGGAUUCGAAUGACUUUAAGAGCUUAGUCCUGUACUACGGAAGAUUGCGUUUCUAUAAUUCAAUGCAGAAAACAGCAUUGGAUGGACUAGCCAAGUUUCCAAUGCAAUCCGAGUUUAGAUUGUACAAUGGCAUUGCGCUUGCCUUGGGUAAUCAUAUGCAGGAGUGUAUUCGGGAAUUGAACCCAUUGAAGAAUGAUUUGGAGUUGGGUUUCGCAGCUACAAUGACUCUUAUUUACGCCCACAAACAAUGUCGUCUAAUGGAUAACGAUGCAAUAGACGCACUUGAAAAGCGAAUAGAAGAAGGAGGUAAUACUCUCAGCUCCGGCUCAUGUUAUUAUACAGCUGUUUUUCUUUUCUUAGUGGGGGAGCUUGAUGGAGCAUUAGAUUAUAUUGGUAGGUCUAUGAAAAUAGACGUUAAUUACGAUGCUGCGCUAGUCCUGAAAAUAUGGUGUGAGCUAUCAUCGAGCACAAAUCAAUCUGCCAAUGGAAAAUGGCAGAGUAUGCUUGAAGGUUGUAUUGCUCGCAGCAAUGGCAAAAACAUUGAUGCAUCUUUAGCACUUGUGCGAUUUUAUCAACAGCGGCGACAAUUCGAUGUUGCUCUAUCAGUAAUAAAUAAGCUCAGCAUGCGAUUUCCCGACAUAAGAAUACCUCUUAUUGAGAAAAUGGAGACACAGCUUGCCGCCCUCGACUGGGACAGUGCGCUAGAUACUGCCAAUAGAGUUGUCAAUAUGGAGCCCUUCAAUGUGGCGGCUCUGCGCACUAAGGGCAUGUUGAAUAUAGUGCGGGAGAGCAAUUUUAAAGCUGCUGCGGCUACACUUCAACAACUUUUAAUUUCUGUGGAACGUAUUGAGCCGAGUAAUCUUACCUUAGUUGUGGAAAUAUGUCAGCUUUUCUCUCGUAUAUGUUCACGAAAUAUUGAAUUGCUUAAAUUGACACUGCGAUGCCUUGAAAGGAUCAAUGAAUUGAAUCCUGGUAGCGUGAGCAUCUUAACAGAAUUGGGCUAUCAAAAAGUAUUGAUCGACAAUGUUCCCGAUGCAGAAUUAGCAUUUCGUUCGGCAUGUAACGUUGAUAGCACCAACUUUGAUGCGCUUUGCGGCCUAACAUUAUGCAAACUUAAAUAUCGUGGAGACUUGGAGAGUAGACAGCAGAUACAACAGCAGUUAGCAUAUCUCAUGAAGCUUACUGACUUAAAGCCUGAACCAAUGGUUAUGUAUAUGUCCGCUUUGUUGGGCGAUUCGAAAGAGGAGGAGUCCGCGACAGUACAGUUGUUGGUCGAAGCAGCGGAAAUACAUUUCAAGAAAUUUAGUUCAUUACCUUUUGGCUUUGAAUACGUAUGCUCGAUGAAUCCUGACUUUAUGCUUGGUAUUUGUGGGGAGCUGAUUCGCCAUACUCCAGCUCCAAUAAAAGAAUCUCACUAUGACUUAGACCUGGGCCAGGAAUCCUUGCAUAUCACAGUCAAGCACAGUCUCAGCAUUCUGGAAAUUAUACUACAUAUAUGUCCAGGACACCAAGGAGCCCUCUUUUUGCAAGCGAAGCUGGAGUUUCUUUCCGGUGAGCAUUCUAAAGCAAUAAGCCGUCUUCAGCACAUCCUAAAUUUAUUUGGAGACACAUUCACGGAAGCUCAUCUACUAUUGGCGCAAGUUCUAGUGGAAAAAAAGCAAUACUUUCAGGCCUUAGAGUAUUUAGAAUUGGCUUUGGCACAGAAUUUUACAGUACGCGAACGACCCAUGUAUUAUUUGCUAAAGGGUAUAAUACUUAAACAUCAACAGAAGCUUUCCGAGGCUCAUCAGAGUUUUCUGCUGGCAUUAAAAUUGGUUGGAGGGAUAUCAACUGUUGCGCAGAUGCAUGAUUACAUUACGCCAACUGAUAACAACUUUAUAACCAGUUCUGACAAAAUGACUAUAUAUAUCGAACUAAUCUAUGUGCUUCGCGAAAUUGGCGAUGUGCAGGGUAUUUAUGAAAGCGAGCGCAUUUUGCAGUCUGCUAUUGAAGAAUUUAAUGGGACAACAGAGAUGGGACGUUUAGUUAUUGCCCACUCGCAACUGAUGCUUGAGAAAUGCAAUGUUACCGAAGCUAUAAAUCUUUUAUCUACAAUCAAACCAGAUCAAUCGUACUAUAUACAGGCAAAGACACAUUUAGCUAACAUUUACCUGACACAUCAAAAAAAUCGCAAUGCAUUCUCCCAAUGCUUUAAGGAAUUGGUUGAAGCUCGACCGGAACCUAGGAGCUAUUUAAUGCUGGGAGAGGCCUAUUUGUCCAUCCAAGAAAGUGACAUGGCAAUAGAUGCAUACCGAAAGGCUUGCAGUAUAUGUCCAACGAAUGCAUUACUGGCUAGAAAGCUCGGUAGAUCCUAUGUCAAAACACAUCAAUAUACAAAAGCUCUGAAGUACUAUCACGAGGCAAUUCAGAAUCCCGGAUAUUCUGCUUUAAAGCUGGACUUAGCUGAGUUAUUUUUGCAACUAAAACAAUAUCAAAAUGCUGCAAAAAUAUUAAGCGACAGUGACAGACAAAAUACAAAUGAUGGCAGUCUUAUGGAAUUGCAACUGCAAACCAAACAGCUGUUACUUUUGGCUCGUAUUCAUGAAAAAUCUGGGAACAUUCCUGAAUCGCUUAAAACCCUCCAACGUGCCCGAGAUAACCAAUAUCGCGUACAUAAACUUUGUACCAUUGGCCAUGUCGAAAACCUCUACGAGCAGUCAAAAAUUUUAUCAAAGAUAUGUAUUCUAAUUGCCCAACAGGCGAUUAAAAUUAAGAACAGCGAACUAACCAUACAUCAUUUUAAGGAGUGUAUUAAAUACACUCCGAAUGAUCUUGAGAUUUUGGUCUCUCUUGCUCACCUCCAAAUGGAGUCGAAAGAAAUGGAUUUGUGUCGCAAUACUUGUCAGCAGAUACUUCAAAUUGAUGGCAAUAACGAAACCGCUUCAGUAUUGAUGGCUGACUUAUCAUUUAGGAAGAUGGAAUUUAAGAAUGCAGCAUAUCAUUUUUCGCAACUUCUAUUGUCGCAGCCUUGCAACUGGACAGCUUUGGCCCGACUGAUUGAGGUUAUGAGACGUUCUGGCACAUUGUCGGAGAGUCUGCCUUUCAUGGAACGUGCUGAACAGGCGUCCUUACAGUCUAAAACCUCAACUGGAUAUGCGUAUUGCAAGGGCUUAUUCGAAUGGUAUAAUGGUAAUCUAAACAGUGCCUUGCGCUACUUCAAUCAGUCUCGGAGGGAUCACAUCUGGGGUCAACAAGCAAAGCUUAAUAUGAUUGAAAUAUGCAUAAAUCCCGAUGGAGAAAUACCGAGUGCAAAUGAUCUUUUAGAGGCGGGAGAUAGUGGUGAAUUCAGCGAGUCCCGAUUAAUUGCCUUGCGAACAGCCGAACGUUUGCUUAAAGAAAUGCGUCCUCGAACUGGAGAGAUAUAUGAAAGCACCUUGAAUCGUAGAAUAUUUUGGAAUUUCUUACAAAUGGCAUCAAAGCAAAAACUUCAAGUUGAACUAGCUCUAAAGGACCUAACUGAGCUUAUGCAAAAAGAAGGAAACCCAUUAAUGGUCACCGUAGUGUAUGCUAUCGCCUUGGCCCUAGUUCAACUAAAGCAAAUGCAACGUGCAAAAAACCAGCUUAAACGUAUAGCUCGCUUAACUUGGAACUAUGAGGACGCCGAAUACUUAGAGCGAAGCUGGUUGCUGUUGGCUGAUAUUUAUAUUCAUGCCAAUAAAUUAGAUGUUGCAGAAACAUUUGUAGAGCGAGUCCUGGAAUAUAACAAAUCAAGCACGAAAGCUUAUGAACUCGGCGGAUACAUUGCAGAAAAGUUACAGUCUUAUGGUGAUGCUGCCAAGCAAUACCAAAAGGCUUGGGAUAGUUGUGGUCAUUCUAAGCCACACAUUGGGUACAAAUUGGCAUUAAAUAAUAUGAAGAAAAAGCAGUAUGCUGAUGCUGUUAAUAUUUGUCAACAAGUCUUAAAAUUGCACCCAGACUACAAUAUUAUUCGCAAAGAUAUACUUGAAAAAUGUCGUAAUAACUUAAGAACUUAA
Messenger RNA from Drosophila hydei, 4027 nucleotides. Its product is annotated as tetratricopeptide repeat protein 21B-like. Bases 14 to 4027 code for a protein of 1337 amino acids. The transcript has 7 exons. Lineage: Eukaryota; Metazoa; Arthropoda; Insecta; Diptera; Drosophilidae. The record is from RefSeq and is a predicted model, not a curated record. Gene Ontology annotation, cellular component: intraciliary transport particle A. Gene Ontology annotation, molecular function: protein binding. Gene Ontology annotation, biological process: protein localization to cilium; intraciliary retrograde transport.